Molecule: messenger RNA, 2176 nt
Organism: Pseudopipra pipra
Lineage: Eukaryota; Metazoa; Chordata; Aves; Passeriformes; Pipridae
Gene: TCEA3
Product: transcription elongation factor A3
Exons: 14
Coding region: 346-1533 (395 amino acids)
Biological process (GO): transcription elongation by RNA polymerase II; DNA-templated transcription
Cellular component (GO): nucleus
Molecular function (GO): nucleic acid binding; zinc ion binding
Source: RefSeq, a predicted model, not a curated record
AUAACUGGCCGGGACAGCCCCACCUCCUUUCUGCUUUCUCUCUCUUCCCUUCCCUUCCCUUUCCCCCUUUUCACCCCUCUUUGCUCCCUCCCACCCGCCUGCCCGGGACCCCCCCAAUGCUGGCAGUGCCCGGCUGUGCCCGUGGCCACCGUCCUGCCCCGCGGGCCACCAGAGCCCGGCGAGCCACGAGCCCCCGGAAUGGGGCCCGCUGAGGAGCUGGUCCGGAUUGCCAAGAAACUGGAUAAGAUGGUGGCGAGGAAGAGCACGCUCCUCAAGGGCCCCCGUGGCUUCUCCCUGCUCUAGGAGGGGGCGCUGGAUCUGCUCAAAUCCCUCACCGGUUACACCAUGACCAUCCAGCUGCUCCAGACCACACGGAUCGGGGUGGCCGUGAACUCGGUGAGGAAGCACUGCUCCGAUGAAGAAGUGGUGGCCUCGGCCAAAAUCCUCAUCAAGAACUGGAAGCGGCUUCUGGAGUCCACCACCCCAAAGAAGGAGAAGGACACGGAUGGGAAGAAGGAGAAGGACUCGGAUGGGGACAGGGACAAGAAGAAGGGGCUGGAUGUUUCCAGCUGCCCCAGUGAAGGGGUGAAGCACCCCAAGAACCCAGCUGAGAAGCACAAGGAGAAGCACAAGGAGAGGAAGCCCAGCAAAUCCAGCUCUCAUGCUGCCACCACCCAGGGCCACUCUGCCAACUCCAACCCAGAGAGAGAGUCCAGUGACAGCCGGAGCCCCACUGCGUCCUCCAAGAAGCCACCUCUGGAUGGCAAGAAAGAGAGGAGGGACUCUGCUGACUCCAGGUCCUCCACCACCUCGGCCGCCUCCUCCUCUUCCUCCCCACAGAAGAGGCUCUCGGGGGAGAGGAGAGCCUCUGUGGGCUCCAGCCCCUCUCCAGCUCCCACAGGCUCACGGAGAAACUCCAGUGACAGCAAGGAGGAAAGAGCCAACAGCAGCAAGGGCAAACCAGAGACACCACGGACCCCCACCAGCCCCUCCUUCUCUCCCAGCCCCUGUUUCCUGGCCCCCUGUUACCUGACAGGGGAUUCCGUGCGGGACAAGUGCAUCGAGAUGCUGACGGCCGCGCUCCGUAUGGAUGAUGACUACAAGGAGUUCGGUGUCAACUGUGAGAAGAUGGCAUCGGAGAUUGAAGACCAUAUCUUCCAGGAGCUGAAGAGCACGGACAUGAAGUAUCGCAACCGGGUGCGGAGCAGGAUCAGCAACCUGAAGGACCCCAAGAACCCCGGGCUGAGGAGGAACGUGCUGUGUGGGGCCAUCGAGCCCGCCCUCAUCGCCCGCAUGACCGCCGAGGAGAUGGCCAGCGAUGAGCUGAAGCAGCUGCGGAAUGCCAUGACCCAGGAGGCCAUCCGGGAGCACCAGAUGGCCAAGACAGGCGGCACCGUCACCGACCUCUUCCAGUGCGGCAAGUGCAAGAAGAAGAACUGCACCUACAACCAGGUGCAGACACGCAGUGCUGAUGAGCCCAUGACGACAUUCGUGCUGUGCAACGAGUGUGGGAACCGCUGGAAGUUCUGCUGACGGUGCCGCUGAUGGGGCUGGAGGGAACGUGGUGCGAGAUGAGAUGCUGUGGUGGCCAUCACAUGUGGGGAGAAGGGUGACAGGGUGGCACCAGUCCCUACACCCUGGCUCCCUGAUUCCUUGCACUGGGCUCCCUCAAACAUCCCAGGCAACCAGGCUCCAGCAAAGUCUGUUUUGCUCGAGAAGGUCCCAGUGAAUUCAAUGGUUCCUCCCUGUAAAUCCCUGCCCUUUGCUCGGGUUGAGCUGGGAUCCCACUGGGAACAGGCUCAUCCCUGGAUAGAGUGACUGGUAUGACCUGGGCAGCGUGCCCUUCCCUGUGGGAAACCUGGACUUGGAUGAUUUGGGGGCAGGAGGAAUGUCAUCCCAUGGAUGUGGGGCUGUGCCCGGGGUUGGGAGUGGGUCAGGUUUUAACCCAAACACCUUCUUCCUCACCUGAACACUUGGAGGGAGGGCAUGGAGGGGACGGGGUGGUUGCAGGGUGUCUGGAUGCUCUCGGGAUGCCACCGUGUCCCUCUAUACUGAAACACAAGGACAAUCCAUCCUGGCUUGAGGGCACUGUGUCCCAGGGAAGAAGGAGGGAUGGCGGGGAGAGGAGUGAUGAAAAACCCUCCAGCCAAAACAAUAAAGGUGUAUCUGUCUCUGA